GGCAGGAGGCGAGGGAGUGGCGGCGUGGGAGGCGGGAGGCAUGAGGCCGAGAGCGGCUUGGUACUGCGGAGGGAAGUCUGGAGUGGCCAGCCGGGGGCGCGAGGGCAUGCAGCUGCCGUACACCUUCCACUCCGCCACCCAGCAGGAGGAGCCCGCGCCGCCGCCGGAGCUGCCGGGGGCGGGCAGGGGGCUGCAGGUUGCCUUCCACCUCACCCCGGGGCCCCCGCCGCCACCCUGCCGCCGGGCCCAGGCAGCAGCAGCCGCCCUGGCCCGCCUGCGCGGGGAGCUGCGGGAGGCGCGCACCAUGCAGCCGCUGGACCUCGCCGCACUGCCUCACACGCACACGCAUGCAGCCGCCCCUGCCGCUGGCCCCGCGCCGCGCGGUGUGCAGCCCCCCCGCCCACCUGCGGGUGGAGGGGGACCCGCCGGCUUCCUCCUCCCAAGCACCUCCUCCUCCUCCU
Molecule: messenger RNA, 461 nt
Organism: Astrephomene gubernaculifera
Lineage: Eukaryota; Viridiplantae; Chlorophyta; Chlorophyceae; Chlamydomonadales; Astrephomenaceae
Source: the annotation of a GenBank genome assembly